This is a messenger RNA of Toxorhynchites rutilus septentrionalis, 784 nucleotides long. RefSeq names its product flexible cuticle protein 12-like. The transcript is spliced from 2 exons. Gene Ontology annotation, cellular component: chitin-based extracellular matrix. The record is from RefSeq and is a predicted model, not a curated record. Lineage: Eukaryota; Metazoa; Arthropoda; Insecta; Diptera; Culicidae. Bases 76 to 393 code for a protein of 105 amino acids. Gene Ontology annotation, molecular function: structural constituent of chitin-based larval cuticle.
CUCGACAGUGUGUUACUUGCAUCCACAAAAUUCACUUGCCUUCAGCAUCCCCAACAAAUCAAUAACUCAAACAAAAUGAAGACCAUCUUUGCGCUCGCUGCCAUCAUCGCCCUGGCCCUGGCUGCCCCACUUGAUGACUCCAAGAACGCCCAGAUCCUGAAGUACGAGAAUGACAACAUUGGAGUCGAUGGAUACAAAUUCGCUUUUGAAACCAGCGAUGGACAGGCCCGCCAGGAACAGGCUGAGCUGAAGAAGCUGGGAGAUGAUGUUGAGGCUCUUGUUGUCCGUGGAUCGUUCUCAUUCACCGCCCAGGACGGUCAGGUCUACACCGUCAACUACAUCGCCGAUGAGAACGGAUUCCAGCCAGAGGCCGCCCAUCUGCCAAGAGCCUAAGUUCGCAGCAAUCGGAACAACAGCAUCAGCAGCCCACUGAAGUCGCACACUACCAUCAACUUGACGACGAACAACAUCAACAACAACAACUGAGAAUACUCCGACAAAUCUAAGUCCAUGCUUGUAAAGUGUACAGUUUUUUUUGUAUUGUUUUGUGUAUAUUAUCUUUUUGUUUUAUUUUUUGUUUUUUUACGAGAGAGAAAAAAAGGUCAAUAUUAAACAGACUUGAGUUACCUCACGCUGUCGUGCUUUCGUGGCGAAAGCAGGAUACGCAUUGUUACAAUAUCAACAGCAACAACUAUUGCAACAAGAACUUUGUACGAACACCAACUGCCAUAUCUUCUUUUACUACGACAAAUAAAGCUAGUUUUAAGUGAACCGUGAACACAAA